AUGUUUAAUAGUAAAGAAACUGCCGAAGUUCUUAUUUCACAUGGUGCGAAUAUCAAUGAAAAAGAUGGAAAUGGAAAUACCGCACUUCAUAUUGCAGCAACAUAUAAUAGUAAAGAAACUGCAAAAGUUCUUAUUUCACAUGGUGCCAAAAAAUAA
This is a messenger RNA of Trichomonas vaginalis G3, 156 nucleotides long. Its product is annotated as cyclin-dependent kinase inhibitor 2C-related family. Gene Ontology annotation, molecular function: protein binding. The record is from RefSeq and is a predicted model, not a curated record. The coding region runs from base 1 to 156 and encodes 51 amino acids. Gene Ontology annotation, cellular component: nucleus; cytoplasm. Lineage: Eukaryota; Parabasalia; Trichomonadida; Trichomonadidae. The transcript has a single exon.